GUUUGGCACGACCCAACAUUCAUUAGUCAACAGCUGGGAAGCUAACUAAACACAUCGUCCGGCUAAUAACAAAACAAAAAUUUAAAAAAUAAUAGUUAAAAAACUGAAAAAAAAAUUUUAAAACCUUAAAAAGUUUUAGACCCUAGACGGACAUCUCUAAAAGGAGGACGAUGUCUAACGUGAUCAAAAAGGUAAUUCCCAUGCUGGACCGCAUCCUCAUCCAGCGCUUCGAGGUGAAGACGACCACUGCUGGGGGCAUCCUGCUGCCGGAGGAGUCGGUGCCCAAGGAAAUGCAGGGCGUGGUGGUGGCCGUUGGACCUGGAGCCCGCAAUCCGGCUGGAUCUGGACACCUAUCCAUUGGCGUGAAGGAAGGCGAUCGCGUGCUGCUGCCGAAAUACGGGGGCACCAAGGUCGACAUGGACGACAAGCGCGAGUACUUGUUGUUCCGCGAGAGCGACAUCCUGGCCAAACUGGAGUAGCCCUGCAGAUAUCCUGCUACACAAACCAAACCAAAAGAAACAUUAAAUUGCUGCAUAUAACCUCGUCCACACUCACUCAGCAACACCACCAGUAACACCUCCUGUGACACUAAUUAUUCCGGCGAAGACUUCUGUAAUUUGCUUCCGGAUUGCGUUCGAAACUAAAUGAUUACGAUGAAAUGCUAUAUUUGGUAGCUUGCCAGUAAACACACCAUACACCACCAACCAUUCGCUGGCACAAUGAAACUUGUCGCGCUUGCUCCCAUUUUAUAUUCACACACCAUUUCUUGUAAGGACAGUCCAAUAAAAUAUUGUUCAGGUGCCUUGUGUGUUUAAA
Drosophila elegans is the source of this 816-nucleotide messenger RNA. RefSeq names its product 10 kDa heat shock protein, mitochondrial. The coding region runs from base 171 to 479 and encodes 102 amino acids. NCBI's taxonomy places the organism in Eukaryota, Metazoa, Arthropoda, Insecta, Diptera, Drosophilidae. The transcript has 2 exons. Gene Ontology annotation, molecular function: metal ion binding; protein folding chaperone; ATP binding. Gene Ontology annotation, cellular component: mitochondrial matrix. The record is from RefSeq and is a predicted model, not a curated record.